UUAUUAAUAGAUACUUUACGCGAAACUUUGACUACUGGUCCAAACGAGGCAUACGGGGCCCGAAGCCUAUGAUUGGUUUCGGAAAUAUUUUGCAUAAAUUCCUUAAACCAAUCACUAGUUUGGAGGUCCAAUGGAUUCACGAAUUCGGCACAAUAUACGGUACUUUUGAAGGCAAUCGACCCAUACUAACGGACCCGGAGCUCAUCAAAAGCAUUUUGGUCACAGAUUUCAUGUGUUUAAUGAUAAGGAGGGAAACCCUUUAUUCAACUCGAAAGCCCACCCAAUACUGGGCCAAAAACUCGAGGUAUUGCCGGCGACGAGUGGCGUCGGGUGCGGACAGUACUGUCGCCCACUUUCUCGGCCUCACGGAUGCGUAAAAUGUUUGUCCAAAUGAGGGAAUGCGUGGACAGUAUGGUAACAGAGUUGGACACCCGGAUCACCACCACAUCCCAGUCAUACACUGAGGUCGACAUCAUUGAUGUCUUCGACAGAUUGUCCGCAGAUAUCGUCACAACGUGUUUGUAUAGCU
Molecule: messenger RNA, 529 nt
Organism: Oppiella nova
Lineage: Eukaryota; Metazoa; Arthropoda; Arachnida; Sarcoptiformes; Oppiidae
Source: the annotation of a GenBank genome assembly